Messenger RNA from Botrytis sinoallii, 675 nucleotides. RefSeq lists its product as uncharacterized. The record is from RefSeq and is a predicted model, not a curated record. Gene Ontology annotation, molecular function: protein binding. The transcript has 3 exons. The coding region runs from base 1 to 675 and encodes 224 amino acids. NCBI's taxonomy places the organism in Eukaryota, Fungi, Ascomycota, Leotiomycetes, Helotiales, Sclerotiniaceae.
AUGACGGAUCCGAGGGACGUUGAGUAUGAAGAGUCCGAUGGAGCUUCGCCCGGUGAACAACUUGUCCACGCCGCUCGCGGUAACAAUCUCGACCUAAUGAAGGAAAUCCUCGAGAAUUGCAAAAGCGAAGAAGAAGCCGCCGACCUCCUCAACAAUGCUAAAGAUGGGAACGGAAGUUAUGUGUAUCAUAUUGCUGCUAGUCAGGGACUCUAUGAAAUGAUCGACUGGCUCACCCGUCAAGAGGGAUUCGAAUGUGAUCCCAUCUCGCAGGCUUCGGGCGAACAGGCAGGAGAUACACCACUUCAUUCUGCCGUCCGCUUCAUCAACAAUUUACCACCCACCCCUACCAAUUUAGCCGCAGGUCAAGAAUUAGUGGAACUGAUGCUCGAAGCUGGUAGUGAGAAGGACAUCAAAAACAAGCGAGGCCAUACCCCCGUAACUUUAGUCGCAGCACAGAACCCCGACUUGAAGAAGUUUAUCCAGAAUUACACGUUUGAUGAUGAGGAAGAGACAUAUCCUGCACCGGAGAAGCAGGAAUCAAAUUAUCUGGAUUAUGAUGAGGUGGCCGAGGAGGACGAUGAUGAUGAGAGGAGUGUAUAUAGUGGAAGUGACAGUGAGGAGGAAGAAGAGUUCAACAGGCGUAAAGCAGAAAGGGCCAAGAAAGCAGGUUCAUAG